Messenger RNA from Solanum tuberosum (potato), 1030 nucleotides. RefSeq lists its product as uncharacterized. The coding region runs from base 65 to 973 and encodes 302 amino acids. Lineage: Eukaryota; Viridiplantae; Streptophyta; Magnoliopsida; Solanales; Solanaceae. Gene Ontology annotation, biological process: DNA-templated transcription. The transcript is spliced from 3 exons. The record is from RefSeq and is a predicted model, not a curated record. Gene Ontology annotation, molecular function: sequence-specific DNA binding.
UCCACAUGUAACUGAAAUUUCACAAUUUUGAAUCUCUGAGAGAAAACAGAGCAAACGAAGAAAAAUGAAGCGGCCUUCUUCUCUGCCCAUAUUGAAACAACUCAAAGGAACUCAUCACGUAGACGUCAAUUCUAACAAAGGAAAAUCUAUACUCGAAGAUGAAGAUGAAUACGAUGAGAUCAUCGACUUCGAAAGAAUCAGCACACCUGUAAUUUGCAAAACAGUACAAAAAUGGGAAGCCACCACACGAGGGGAAGAGUUUUCUUGCGGAAAACAGGGGCUAUGGAGGCUUGAGCAGAUAAACAGAGCAACCAGGCUAGAGAAACAGCUAAAAGCAAGAUGGGCAGUCGAUGGACUUAUCGAAGAAGAACUCAAUCGCUUUCGAGCCCAAUACAAAAGGUCUAUAGUCCCAACAAGGCUCAAAGAUGUAGCUACAUUGAUCACGCCUAAAUGGACUCCAUCACCAGAGCUAGCCACAUUGACUUGGUUAGGCGAUUGGCGGCCUUCAACAAUCUUGGAUCUUCUUCAAUACUUAGCCCAUUCAUCUGGGCUUUCAAAAUCUUUACCAGAUUCAGUUGCAAUUGAAGUGGCAUUGCCCCAAUUGAUCAACGAGUUACGAAUCGAGGAGGCGGUGAUCGAUGAAGAAAUGGCUGAGAUUCAGUCCAAUUGCAUAUUCUAUCUCCCAUUUGGCCCAAAGAAAGAGGCACAUAAGGGUAAACCUGCAAUGGCUUGUGUACAAUCUGAGUUUAAGAAGAUUCAUAGGGUUAUUACUAAGGCCCAAAAUUUGAGGUUUAAGGCAAUGGAAAUGGCAGUGAAGAAGGUGUUAAGCAGAACAGAUGCAGCAGAGUUCUUGGUUGCUUUUGCUGGAAUUCAAGAUUUGGUUCAUCAAUGGGCUAUGCAAUACAAAUUGCAGAAAGGCCCAGUUUCUAUAAGUACUAAAGCCCUGAAGUCUGGUGGUAGCCCACUGAAGUAGGCCCAUUUGAGUUGCAAUUAGGUGCUAUAUUUCCAUAUAUUCUUCUAAUAUUUUCAA